Molecule: messenger RNA, 1695 nt
Organism: Eubalaena glacialis (North Atlantic right whale)
Lineage: Eukaryota; Metazoa; Chordata; Mammalia; Artiodactyla; Balaenidae
Gene: SLC1A6
Product: solute carrier family 1 member 6
Exons: 9
Coding region: 1-1695 (564 amino acids)
Biological process (GO): L-glutamate transmembrane transport
Cellular component (GO): plasma membrane
Molecular function (GO): L-glutamate transmembrane transporter activity; glutamate:sodium symporter activity; neutral L-amino acid transmembrane transporter activity
Source: RefSeq, a predicted model, not a curated record
AUGAGCAGCCAUGGCAACAGCUUGUUUCUGCGGGAGAGUGGCCAGCGGCUGGGCCGGGUGGGCUGGCUGCAGCGGCUGCUGGACGGCCUGCAGCAGAGAGCGCUGCGAACGCGCUUGCGCCUGCAAACGAUGACGCUUGAGCACGUGCUGCGCUUCCUGCGCCGGAACGCCUUCAUCUUGCUGACCGUCAGCGCCGUGGUCAUUGGGGUCAGCCUGGCCUUUGCCCUGCGCCCGUACCAGCUCAGCUAUCGCCAGAUCAAGUACUUCUCUUUCCCUGGAGAGCUUCUCAUGAGGAUGCUGCAGAUGCUGGUGCUGCCACUCAUUGUCUCCAGCCUGGUCACAGGUAUGGCGUCCUUGGAUAACAAGGCGACAGGGCGGAUGGGUAUGCGGGCAGCUGUAUACUACAUGGUGACCACCGUCAUCGCGGUCUUCAUCGGCAUCCUCAUGGUAACCAUCAUCCAUCCUGGGAAGGGCUCCAAGGAGGGGCUGCACCGAGAGGGCCGGAUCGAGACCAUUCCCACGGCCGAUGCCUUCAUGGACCUGGUCAGAAAUAUGUUUCCGCCCAACCUUGUGGAGGCCUGCUUCAAACAGUUUAAGACGCAGUACAGCACGAGGUUGGUAACCAGGACCAUUGUGAGGACAGAUAAUGGAUCUGAGCUGGGCACCUCCAUGCCUCCUUUAUCCUCAAUGGAGAACGGAAGCAGCCUCUUGGAAAAUGUCACACGGGCCAUGGGCACCUUGCAGGAGGUGCUGAGCUUUGAGGAGACUGUGCCUGUGCCUGGCUCAGCCAAUGGCAUCAACGCCCUGGGCCUUGUGGUCUUCUCGGUGGCCUUUGGGCUGGUCAUCGGUGGCAUGAAACACAAGGGCCGAGUCCUGCGGGAUUUCUUCGACAGCCUCAAUGAGGCUAUUAUGAGGCUGGUGGGCAUCAUUAUCUGGUAUGCACCUGUGGGCAUCCUGUUCCUGAUUGCUGGCAAGAUCCUAGAGAUGGAAGACAUGGCCGUCCUGGGGGGUCAGCUGGGCAUGUACACCCUGACCGUCAUCGUGGGUUUGUUCCUUCAUGCCGGUGGCAUCCUGCCUCUCAUCUACUUCCUCAUCACCCAUCGGAAUCCUUUCCCCUUCAUUGGGGGAAUACUGCAGGCCCUCAUCACUGCCAUGGGCACGUCUUCCAGCUCGGCGACACUGCCCAUCACCUUCCGCUGUCUGGAGGAGGGCCUGGGUGUGGACCGCCGCAUCACCAGGUUUGUGCUGCCUGUGGGGGCCACCGUCAACAUGGAUGGCACUGCCCUCUAUGAGGCCCUGGCCGCCAUCUUCAUUGCUCAAGUCAACAACUACGAGCUCAACCUGGGUCAGAUCACAACUAUCAGUAUCACGGCUACAGCAGCCAGCGUUGGGGCUGCUGGCAUCCCCCAGGCAGGUCUGGUCACCAUGGUCAUUGUGCUCACGUCGGUUGGCCUGCCCACUGAAGACAUCACGCUCAUCAUAGCUGUGGACUGGUUCCUUGAUCGACUUCGCACCAUGACCAAUGUGCUGGGGGACUCUAUUGGAGCAGCCGUCAUUGAGCAUUUGUCUCAGCGGGAGCUGGAGCUGCAGGAAGCUGAACUCACCCUCCCCAGCCUGGGGAAGCCCUACAAGUCUCUCAUGGCACAAGAGAAGGGGGCGUCCAGGGGACGGGGAGGCAACGAGAGUGCCAUGUGA